Messenger RNA from Zychaea mexicana, 906 nucleotides. RefSeq lists its product as uncharacterized. The record is from RefSeq and is a predicted model, not a curated record. NCBI's taxonomy places the organism in Eukaryota, Fungi, Mucoromycota, Mucoromycetes, Mucorales, Lichtheimiaceae. Bases 1 to 906 code for a protein of 301 amino acids. Gene Ontology annotation, cellular component: nucleus; pericentric heterochromatin. Gene Ontology annotation, biological process: negative regulation of transcription by RNA polymerase II; chromatin organization. The transcript has 8 exons. Gene Ontology annotation, molecular function: chromatin binding.
AUGCAUGUGAUUGGUUAUUGCUACUACUGCAGUGUAGCACAAAAGAAGACAGUAACCGAAAAUGGCGACAAGAAGGGUAAAGCGGCUCAAAAAUCGCAGGACUUGAACGAUUGUUUCGAAACAGAAGCUUUGCAACAAACAAACGCACCCGAUAAAGACGACGACCAAGACGACACUAGCAAUGACCAACCGACACCUCAAAAAACCCCAACGCAAAAUAGCAACAACAGCAGAAGCAAAAGAAGAAGCUUGGAAUUGAAGCCUAGCGAAGGCAGCUCCUCCGAAAACCCGUCUGAGCAUAACAGUAACAGCAGCGCUGCUGUGACGCAACAUCGUCAAAAUCCGCAGCUCAAGGAAAAAUUUGAGGUGGAAGCGAUUAUGGGACAUCAGGUACACCGGAGCAUGGUAGUCAUGUACGAAAUCAAAUGGCUUGGAUAUUCUGAAAAGGACAACACCUGGGAGCCUGCUACCAGCGUCCAUGAGGACUGCCUCAAGUUAUGCGCUUCGUAUUGGGCAAAGCAUAAGGAACGGCCGAAGAACGCCCCGACUGUUACAUCGAUAGCCAAAGAGCAGCAACAGAAGGAACCGGAAUCAUCCAAACCGGAAGACAAGUAUCUCACGCGGCUCAGAAAAAACAACAUUACCGACGACAAUCUCUAUCAACCCUUACGAAACCAAGGAUUCAAGAUCGCAUACGGCACUGAAUUUCCUACAGCAACUACUGACUGGGCCCGCGAAAUGCGUCAAAUCCAUGUAUUGCAGCCCGUGGUGGGCACGGAUCAAAUUUUGGCUUAUGUGAGCUGGGUUAACAAAAAGAAGACUGUGCACGCUGUACAAGAGCUUCACGAACACUGUCCCGGUGAGCUCUUCAGUUUCUAUGAAGCCCGCUUACGCUUUGCAGAUUAG